Ostrinia furnacalis (Asian corn borer) is the source of this 2247-nucleotide messenger RNA. It is a transcript of the gene Pdi, whose product is annotated as protein disulfide isomerase. The record is from RefSeq and is a predicted model, not a curated record. Lineage: Eukaryota; Metazoa; Arthropoda; Insecta; Lepidoptera; Crambidae. The transcript has 10 exons. Gene Ontology annotation, molecular function: protein disulfide isomerase activity. Gene Ontology annotation, cellular component: endoplasmic reticulum. The coding region runs from base 118 to 1602 and encodes 494 amino acids. Gene Ontology annotation, biological process: response to endoplasmic reticulum stress; protein folding.
GAUCGACGCUGCCACGUCAAAGUGAGACGGAGUGAAUGAAGUGGCGUUUUUCGGCAUUUUCGUAGAGCUUCGUCUUCCGAGAAGUUGACUCUUUUUAUCGAGUCAAUUUAAUUCAAAAUGCGUGUCUUACUAUUUACGCUCCUAGCCCUCGUGGGCUGUGCCCUCGGAGACGAAGUUCCCACAGAAGAAAACGUUCUCGUCCUAUCCAAAGCGAACUUUGAAAAUGUUAUUUCCUCAAACGACUUCAUCUUAGUGGAAUUCUAUGCCCCGUGGUGCGGUCACUGCAAAUCGCUCGCUCCCGAGUACGCCAAGGCCGCCACCAAGUUGCUGGAGGAAGAAUCUCCGAUCAAACUUGCCAAAGUUGACGCAACUCAGGAGCAAGACCUCGCCGAAAGCUUCGGAGUUCGCGGCUACCCUACACUCAAAUUCUUCAAGAAGGGCAACCCUAUUGACUACACAGGUGGUCGCCAGGCUGACGAUAUUGUCGCUUGGCUGAAGAAGAAGACUGGUCCCCCUGCCAUUGAAGUCUCCUCAGCGGAACAGGCCAAGGAGCUCACUGCUGCAAACACUGUUGUUGUGUUCGGUUUCUUCUCCGACAAGGAGUCUGAGAAGGCUAAGGCUUUCUUGGGUGUUGCCAGCGGCAUUGAUGACCAGAUCUUUGCUAUCGUCAGUGACGAGAAAGUUAUCAAGGAGUUGGAAGCCGAGGACGAGGACGUUGUUCUAUUCAAAAACUUUGAAGAGCCCCGCGUUAAGUAUGACGGUGAGAAGUUCACAGAAGACUUGUUCAAGACCUGGGUGUUCGUACAAAGCAUGCCCGUCAUUGUUGAGUUCUCCCACGAGACCGCUUCCAAGAUCUUUGGUGGACAGAUCAAAUACCACCUUCUCUUGUUCCUGUCCAAGAAAAAUGGCGACUUCGAGAAGUACCUCGACGAACUCAAGCCUGUGUGCAAGAACUACCGCGACAAGAUCAUGUGCGUCGCCAUCGACACCGACGAGGAUGACCACCAGAGAAUCCUGGAGUUCUUCGGCAUGAAGAAGGAUGAGGUUCCUUCCGCCCGUCUGAUCGCCCUGGAACAAGACAUGGCCAAGUACAAGCCCGCCUCCAACGAACUGAAUGCCAACAGCAUCGAGGAAUUCAUCCAGUCGUUCUUCGACGGCAAGCUUAAACAGCACCUGCUCAGCGAAGAGUUGCCCGAGGACUGGGCCGCCAAGCCAGUCAAGGUGCUGGUCGCCACCAACUUUGAUGAAGUCGUCUUUGACGAGAACAAGAAAGUGCUCGUUGAGUUCUACGCCCCAUGGUGCGGCCACUGCAAGCAGUUGGUGCCGAUCUACGACAAGCUAGGAGCGCACUUCGAGAAGGACGAUGACGUGGUGAUCGCCAAGAUCGACGCCACCGCCAACGAGCUGGAGCACACUAAGAUCACCUCAUUCCCUACCAUCAAGCUUUACACUAAGGACAACCAGGUCCGCGACUACAACGGCGAGCGGACGCUGGCCGGACUCACUAAGUUCGUUGAGACCGACGGCGUGGAGGCUGAGCCCACACCAAGCGUGAGCGAGUACGACGAAGACGACGACGUGCCGGCCAGAGACGAGUUAUAAGCCCACGGCGGCGCCCGCUCUCAUGAGACUUCCAUAGAAUAGUUCUGUAUAGAUUAUAAUAUUUUUUACUUAAUCCGACACUAACCUUCGCAUUUCAUUCGCUAGCUGUUGAAUAGUUCUCUAAAACAUAGGUUGUUUCUUGUCUCCUGUAUUGAUAUUGAAGGAAUACUCGGGUUUCAUCGUCGCGCGGUCAGAUCUCUCAACGUGCCCUUUUAUUUAUUCGGAUAAUAAAUAACUUAUUUCGUAAGAUAUCAGCAUAAUUAAUUUUAUGUACGAUACGAAUUGUAUUUAUAAUUUCUGUAUCAUAAUGGUAUAUAUUCUUUCACAUUCCUUAGUACAAGUUUCGUCGAACAAUUCGUUUUGAUUCAUUUUGUAUGAGUGAAACUAUUAUUUUUUUACUUUAAAUGCAGCUGUUGAGGUCCUCAUCACAAAAAUAUUUUAUAAGGUGAUCUUAUUGUAAUAUUGUUGUAUUUUUAUACGCAUUUUAUUUGUUUUUACAUAUAGUUAAGCUGUUGGGUUAUUCAUAGGAAGGUGCUUUCCUGUCAAACUUAUCAAGUAGUGACUCUAAAAUUGUGCAAUUCUUAUUAUGAAUUUGAAAUUAACUACAAUGAUGAAUGUAUAUAAAAUUCACAUCCAUAGUAAUCG